GUCCCUAAACAUAGACCGACUGAUUUUGAUUGACUUUUGACAAUUUGUCUUGUCCAUUUAAUUUGUUUUUUGUUUAGCUGAAACGAGAAAGUGUUAUAAAGAUUUAAGAUAGCUUACAGUACAGUGCCAUUUAUAUAAUUAAUUUCAAGAUCAGCAUCUCAUACGUGCUAAUAAAAUGAUGGACUGCGUGGAAGAAACUAACCAUGAUCCUCUCUCAGCCCCAUCAGUUACAUCCCCUGCCUCUGUUGACACUAAGCUUGAAAAAAAGAAGCCCAAUGAAAAUGUCUCUUUAGCUGACAAUAGCUUAUUAGUAGAUAUUUCAGAUGCACUUAGUGAAAAAGAGAAGGUGAAGUUUUCUGUUCAUACCAAAACAACUCUACCUGAAUUUCAGAAGUCACAAUUUUCAGUAGUUCGUCAGCAUGAAGAGUUUGUGUGGCUUCAUGACAGAUAUGAAGAGAAUGAAGAAUAUGCAGGUUAUAUUAUACCCCCAGCACCACCAAGACCGGAUUUUGAUGCGUCUCGUGAAAAGCUACAGCGCCUCGGAGAAGGCGAGGGCGCGUUAACACGUGAAGAGUUCCUCAAGAUGAAAGAAGAGUUGGAAGAUGAAUAUCUGGCAACAUUCAAGAAGACAGUGGCAAUGCACGAAGUGUUCCUACAACGUCUCGCAGCCCAUCCGGUGUUUAGAAAUGAUGCACAUUUACGUGUGUUUCUAGAAUACGAACAGGAUCUGUGUGCUAAGCCUCGAGGAAAAAUGGACCUUAUUGGUGGAUUGAUGAGGUCUAUGACAACAACGACAGAUGAGAUCUACUUGGGCGCGACCGUACGUGACGUCAAUGACUUCUUUGAACAGGAAACAGCUUUCCUACAAGAAUAUUAUUCUCAUCUCAAAGAGGCAGUUGCUAAAGUCGACCGUAUGACUACUAAGCAUAAGGAGGUGGCGGAUGCACACAUCAAGCUGUCCUCGUGUCUGACGCAGCUGGGCACACGCGAGCAGCCCGCCACAGAGCGCUUCCUGACGCGUGCCGCUGAGACAUUCGAAAAGUGCCGGAAAAUAGAAGGCCGCAUGGCGUCAGACCAGGAUCUGAAGUUAGCGGAUACAUUGCGGUACUACAUGCGCGACGCUCACGCCGCCAAAGCUGUGCUCGUACGGAGACUUAGAUGUCUGGCAGCGUAUGAGGCAGCAAAUAGAAACUUGGAACGCGCUCGGGCUAAGAACAAGGACGUGCACGCUGCGGAGCAAGUGCAGGCGGACGCGUGCGCACGAUUCGAGCAGCUGUCGGCACGUGCUCGCGAAGAGUUGCUAGAUUUUCGCACGCGACGCGUAGCUGCUUUUAGAAAAAGUUUAAUUGAUCUCGCGGAGUUGGAGAUAAAACACGCGGCAGCUCAACAGGAAUUGUUCAGGAAGUCCCUGCAGAUGUUGAGGGAGUGCCAGUAACUGGCCACGCCCAUCGGCAACGCCACACCACUUCACGAGGCAUGUUUAAGGUACAGUUGCACCAUCUCUUGCAAAUUCCUUUGCAACAUUAUAUUUUUUAUUAUUGUAUUUUGGCAAGUAAAAAAUUGUUACUGGUUUUUGUUAAUGUCAUUCAAUGAUAGGAAAAAAAUCAAUCAUUAAUUUGCAUUUUAAAGUGCAUAAACCCGUCAUUCUAGACUAGAGUUUUAUGAAUCUAUGGUCUCUGAAAUCUUUGAUUACGUAACUGGCUGAUUACCUCUUGAGUAUAUUUCCUCGUAAAAAUUUGCUUUUGUAUUUCUUUCUAAAUAAGCAUAAUACAAUAAGUUAUGGUGACAUUAACAAGACGAAAGGAAAUAAAAAAAAUGUAACACGAUUCUCAUAUAUGUAUAUGUAAGUCGUAAUUUGGUGAGUGUAAUUUGGAGUUAACCGUAUUUCCACUGUUAUUACACUUCCACGUAAAUUUGUUGUCUCGCUUUUUUGAAAGGGCAUGACAAGGAUAACAAUAUUGUGUGGUGUUACGAUAAGACAAUACAUGUGGCCAACAACAGCCAAAAUACUUUUAAGUAAAGUGCAAUAUGAAAGAUAUGUUUUAAUUGACAUGUUACUGUGGGUUCGACUGAUAUGCCAUCCCUAUUAUUCUUUUUGGAAAAAACAGAGACAACAAUAUGUUUUAGUCGAAAGCCUGUAAGGAUUUAAAAAGUUAUAUCUCUUUGAAAAAAUAUAGUCGACACGACUUGUGUAUGUUGUAUUUCUUUUGGUGGAUAUUUGUAUAAAGAUUAUGAAGAGAUUUUAUUGUAAGAUAAAAUUAUUUAGCUUUACUAUAUGCAAAGAUUUUGUCAAAUACAUAUAAAUACUUUCAAAUGAUUCAUAUUUAAAAAAAUAUGUAAUAGUAACAAAAGUAUUUAUUUUAUGGUUUUUUAUUUAAAUAAAAAAAUUAAAAGCAUAGAUUUUUGCUUUUUACUUCUAGUAAAAAUUCAAUUUUAUCAAAAUAAAUAACUUUUAUAAAGCAAUGUGUUUCUAAUACUUUAUCUGGUUUUGGUUAUUUUAAGUAAUAAUCAAAUAAUUAGCAAACUUUCUUGCUUAAAACAGUUAUUUUUGUGCAUAAUUUUCUAUAAGCUGUGCGGACCAAAAGUAUAUUUUAGGUUAACUACAUUAAGUGUAAUUUGUGCUAUUUUAUGAUGAUUUUUUAUUUUAUCUCAUCGCCGGGGAAUAACGGGCGUUAUAUACAAGUGGCAUAUAAUAUAUUACAUGAGUAUUUUUUUUUAAUUUUGCAAAAAAUAUACGCUCAAAAUUUUCCUCUCACUCGUUUUGGCUAUGCAAGAUUGUAUCGGUGCGGGAUCUCAUAAAGAGAUGUUAUUUUUAAACUGUUUUAAAUUUUAAGAAAAUAUACGAAUUAUAGAACA
This is a messenger RNA of Papilio xuthus (Asian swallowtail), 2856 nucleotides long. RefSeq names its product sorting nexin 6 (gene Snx6). The transcript has 11 exons. The record is from RefSeq and is a predicted model, not a curated record. Bases 176 to 1435 code for a protein of 419 amino acids. NCBI's taxonomy places the organism in Eukaryota, Metazoa, Arthropoda, Insecta, Lepidoptera, Papilionidae. Gene Ontology annotation, molecular function: phosphatidylinositol binding. Gene Ontology annotation, biological process: phagosome-lysosome fusion involved in apoptotic cell clearance.